UGUUCCUUACCUCAAAGCCAGUCUGUUCUCUUAACACUUCAACGUCCCCACCAAACACCAUCUCCACCGUCCGAUCCAUCUCUCUAAAACUUCACAUUACUCAUUCCUCACUCUUCUCUUUCAUUUCAUUCAUCUAACCUGAUUCCACUUUCACAAACACAAAGAUGGCGAAACUAAACGCUGUCGUUUUGUUAUUCGCAUUCUUCAUUCUUCUCACAACAACGGUUAACGGUGAUGAAUCAUCAAACACAAAGGUACAAGUGAAAUACAAGCAUGGAAAAAAGUACUGUGAUAAAGGAUGGGAAUGUAAAGGAUGGUCAAUAUAUUGUUGUAAUUUAACAAUAACUGAUUAUUUUCAAACCUAUCAAUUUGAGAAUCUGUUUUCAAAAAGGAAUACUCCAAUUGCUCAUGCUGUUGGGUUUUGGGAUUAUCAUUCUUUUAUUAAUGCAGCUUCUCUUUUUGAGCCUUUGGGUUUUGGUACUACUGGUAAUAAGACUACACAGAUGAUGGAGAUUGCCGCUUUUCUCGGACACGUUGGAAGCAAAACCUCUUGUGGAUACGGAGUGGCAACCGGAGGACCUUUGGCCUGGGGUCUAUGUUACAAUCAUGAAAUGAGUCCUGCCCAGACAUAUUGUGAUGACUAUUACAAAUUAACAUACCCCUGCACUCCUGGAGCUGAAUACUACGGACGUGGAGCCAUUCCUAUCUACUGGAACUACAAUUAUGGAGCUGCUGGAGAAGCUCUGAAAGUGAAUCUACUUGACCACCCAGAGUACAUAGAGCAGAAUGCAACCCUAGCUUUCCAAGCUGCAAUUUGGAAAUGGAUGACGCCGAUCAAAAAGUCACAACCCUCUGCUCAUGAUGCCUUUGUUGGCAACUGGAAGCCUACCAAGAACGACACCAUGGAGAAUCGGGUUCCUGGUUUCGGUGCUACAAUGAACAUCCUCUACGGAGAAGGUGUUUGUGGACAGGGUGAUGUUGACUCAAUGAACAAUAUUGUUUCCCAUUACCUAUAUUAUCUCGACCUUCUUGGUGUCGGUCGUGAACGAGCUGGGACCCAUGAUGUCCUUACAUGUGCUGAGCAGCGUCCUUUCAACCCAAACACCAAACUUGCAGCAUCUUAAAUUAGAUCAUGUCUACCCGCAUAUGAUAUUGUUGUGCCUAUACCUUUGAAAAUGGUAAGCUAAUAAGGGUUCUUAAAAUUAUUGGCAAUGCAGUAAUUUUGAGCUGUGUGGCAGUGUGUGAAUUCUUUAUAGUUUUUUAUUGUUGUUGUGUAGAAGUAAAGUAAUUUGUAAUAUCAUCAUACUUUAUAUGAAAUCUGUAUCUGGUAUAUAAUUACGUUAUGAACGUUUUUUGAUAUUAUAUACAUUCCUUGGUUGAAGUUCUUUUAAUGUAAAUUUGAAGUUGUUUGUUUCAAACAAA
Medicago truncatula (barrel medic) is the source of this 1422-nucleotide messenger RNA. Its product is annotated as chitinase-like protein 1. Gene Ontology annotation, molecular function: chitinase activity. The transcript is spliced from 3 exons. The record is from RefSeq and is a predicted model, not a curated record. Gene Ontology annotation, biological process: cell wall macromolecule catabolic process; chitin catabolic process; carbohydrate metabolic process. Bases 165 to 1124 code for a protein of 319 amino acids. NCBI's taxonomy places the organism in Eukaryota, Viridiplantae, Streptophyta, Magnoliopsida, Fabales, Fabaceae.